AGAAGAAAAAAAAAGAAGACGAGAAGCUCAGAUUGAUGGCAUCAGAAAUUUGCAGGGACGUAGGGAAGAGUAUGUGGCCGGAGCUGGUGGGCAUGAACGGAGAAGUAGCAGCAGCUAUUAUUGCAAACGAGAAUCCAAAGGUCAGAGUGGGCAUCAUUCCGGAAGGAAGGAUGGUGACUAUGGAUUAUCGCUGUGAUAGGGUUCGGAUUUGGGUGGACCAGUAUGGGAGUGUCAAACAGGUCCCUAAAAUUGGUUAACACUUAGCACUUAGCAGGGCUAGCUGUAGCUAAUGGGUUUCCUAUUCAUUCGCCUGUUCUAUUUGUAAAUGUGGUCUUACUCAAGGAAUACAUCUCAUAUUAUACUUACGCUGUUUCAGUAAUAUAUUUUAAC
Messenger RNA from Nelumbo nucifera (sacred lotus), 390 nucleotides. RefSeq names its product inhibitor of trypsin and hageman factor-like. The record is from RefSeq and is a predicted model, not a curated record. Gene Ontology annotation, biological process: response to wounding. Lineage: Eukaryota; Viridiplantae; Streptophyta; Magnoliopsida; Proteales; Nelumbonaceae. Gene Ontology annotation, molecular function: serine-type endopeptidase inhibitor activity.